Seriola aureovittata is the source of this 1576-nucleotide messenger RNA. RefSeq names its product growth factor independent 1B transcription repressor (gene gfi1b). Gene Ontology annotation, molecular function: DNA-binding transcription factor activity; RNA polymerase II cis-regulatory region sequence-specific DNA binding. Lineage: Eukaryota; Metazoa; Chordata; Actinopteri; Carangiformes; Carangidae. The record is from RefSeq and is a predicted model, not a curated record. Gene Ontology annotation, biological process: regulation of transcription by RNA polymerase II.
UCAGGGAGGGGAGAAAAGAGACAGCAACAAGUGCGAUGGUUAUACACUGCUUUGCUUUUCUGACUUUUGGGAAAGGAUUUAACGACACAUGAGCCGUCUCCCAUAUAAAGAAUAAGGACGUUAUUAUUACUACUUUAUUUUUUUUUUUUAAUUACGACGCCUUUUAUUUCGACGGGAACUUGCUCAGUUAACGAAUCAACAUGCCCCGGUCAUUUCUGGUGAAAAACAAACGAUGCAUGUCCUUCAAUGUUCACCGGUCAUAUGAAGAUGAGCCGAAGGCCCCGAUAUGUACAGAAGUCCCACCGGCGGUUCAGAGCACAGACUCUUCAGACAGGCCUCGGUCAGAGAAGCAGUUUCCCGAUCCAGAUCGCAGUUCAUUAAAAAAGGAGGAGACAGAGCUUGCGUGUCCCUUACCUGUUCAUCCAGAGCCGACCAGACCUCCUGCAGCUCCCACACAGCCAUACUUCCUAACUGAGCCUCACAUGGCAGAAUUCCCUCCUUACUACACAUAUGCCUGGGAGCCGAUGCAUUCCUCCUACGAGCUCCGUCAGAUGAGUUUCAGCCCCACCGUGCUGCAGCAUGCCAGCUCUCUGUACGGCAGCCACAUCAGCCGCAGCCCACAGCCUCAGCAGCCUCUGGACUGCAGCACACACUACUCCCCCACCUCUGACACCUACCACUGUAUCACCUGCGACAAGGUGUUCUCAACGCCCCACGGACUGGAGGUUCACGUCAGGAGGUCGCACAGUGGGACGAGACCUUUCGGCUGCAGCAUCUGCAGAAAAACCUUCGGUCACGCAGUCAGUCUGGAGCAACACAUGAAUGUCCACUCUCAGGAAAAAAGCUUCGAGUGCAAGAUGUGUGGGAAAUCAUUCAAGCGCUCCUCCACCCUCUCCACACACCUGCUCAUCCACUCGGACACCAGGCCUUACCCCUGCCAGUACUGCGGCAAGAGGUUCCACCAGAAGUCCGAUAUGAAGAAGCACACGUACAUUCACACUGGUGAAAAGCCGCACAAAUGCCAAGUGUGUGGUAAAGCAUUCAGCCAAAGCUCCAACCUGAUCACCCACAGCAGGAAGCACACAGGCUUCAAACCGUUUGGAUGUGACAUUUGUUCCAAGGGCUUCCAGCGUAAGGUGGAUCUCCGCCGGCACCACGAGAGCCAGCAUGGCAUGAAGUGAAAGCCAAACUCAACAGUAGCAAGUGUUUUCUACACAUGUACAAUUAAUUUCUGUUUCUGAAACGACCAGCUGAUGUUAAUGUAACCUGAAUAUCUUUACAGAGAAAAGCACAAGAAUAAGAAAGCUGUGAAAUCAAAUUCUGAUUGAAGGCAAUUUAACUUAAGAAAAAUGUCAUCUGUGUCACAAAGAAAUUGAGCAGUUAAUUAGAAUGUAUUUAAUUAAUAUAUUGGAAGUUGUCUUCUUUCAAAGAUGUGUUUAUAUGUGGAUGAAUGGGAGAUUUGCUGAUGUAAUUUUUGAUUUCUUAUAUUUAAUUUAAAAUAUGCUUGAGCAAUGUAAAUUAGCCUGAUUCUGUAUGUGAGUUGAUAAAUGCUUUCCUUUGAAAAAUAAAAUGUGAA